GAGCCCCAGCGCUCUCAGUGCAGGGAGAAGCAGCGAGUCUCUGUGAGGGGGGAACUUUGUUUCUAUGAAACUUAGCAGGAUCCGCAAAAUAUUGUAAAAAUUACCAAAAUCCCUCGUGAACCAACCACCUGCCCCCAGGGUGCGAGGUUUUUAGUGCAGUUCGCCCGGAAAGGGCCGCGCCACUCACUAUUCUUACACUUUUUUUUUUGAAAGAAUGUGUGAGGCAGACAGUUAGCCGGCUAAGCUAGCUAGCUAGCUAGCAGAGAGGUGAUACAGGCGGCAGGAGAACAAAAGGGGUUUUUUUUUUUCGUUGGGCCGGUUGUACUGACACCAAGUCCAUGCAGAACGUGUCAUUACCAUCACAAUGCCCGUUUUACUUUUUCUGAUAGACACGUCCGCUUCAAUGAACCAGCGCACCCAUCUGGGCACUACCUAUCUGGACAUAGCAAAAGGCGCAGUUGAGACUUUUAUGAAGCUCAGGGGCAGAGAUCCGGCGAGCCGAGGGGACCGGUACAUGUUGGUAAAUUUUGAAGACGUUCCCUUCGGGAUCAAGGCCGGAUGGAAGGAGAGCCACGCGACAUUCAUGACAGAGCUCCGCAACCUCCAAGCAGCUGGACUCACAUCUAUUGGCCAGUCCUUGAGGACCGCUUUUGAUUUACUCAAUCUCAAUAGAUUAGUGACUGGGAUAGACAACUAUGGACAGGGAAGGAAUCCCUUUUUCCUCGAGCCCGCCAUCAUCAUCACCAUCACCGACGGCAACAAGUUGACGAGCGGCGGCGGAGUCCAAGAUGAGCUCCAUCUGCCUCUGACCACCCCGCUGCCAGGGAGUGAGUUGACCAAGGAGCCCUUCCGCUGGGACCAGCGCCUGUUCGCCCUGGUGCUGCGGAUUCCCGGCAACGCCUCGGUGGAGCCCGAACCCCUCGGAGGCGUCCCGCCUGACGAUUCCCCCAUCACUCCCAUGUGCGAGGUCACAGGAGGACGUUCUUACAGCGUGUUCUCUCAGCGUAUGUUGAAUCAGUGUCUGGAGUCUCUGGUGCAGAAGAUUCAAAGUGGAGUGGUGAUAAACUUUGAGAAGACGGGGCCUGACCCUCCCCCACUGGAGGACGCUCCAGCUGAGGUGUUGAAAGGUGGUCAGCAGCCUUGGCAUUGCUGUCACAAGCUGAUUUACGUACGACCCAACCCUAAAACCGGCGUUCCCAUCGGCCACUGGCCCAUCCCUGAGGCCUUCUGGCCCGACCAGAACUCCCCGACGCUGCCCCCGCGCUCAGCCCACCCACACGUACGUUUCUCCUGCCUGGACUCUGAGCCCAUGGUGAUUGACAAGGUGCCCUUCGACAAGUACGAGCUGGAGCCUUCGCCUCUCACACAGUACAUUCUGGAGAGGAAGUCUCCACACACCUGCUGGCAGGUGUUUGUGUGUAACAGUGCCAAGUACAGUGACCUGGGCCAACCCUUCGGCUACUUAAAGGCCAGCACAGCCCUCAACUGUGUCAACCUGUUUGUGAUGCCCUACAACUACCCUGUUCUUCUGCCACUUCUGGACGAUUUGAUCAAAGUGCACAAGUUUAAGCCAACCAUCAAAUGGCGACAGUCCUUUGAGAACUACUUGAAGACCAUGCCUCCAUAUUAUAUCGGGUCUGUGAGGAAAGCCCUGAGAAUCAUGGGAGCACCAAACCUGCUGGCCGAAAACAUGGAGUACGGCCUGAGCUACAGCGUGGUCUCGUACCUGAAGAAGCUCAGUCAGCAGACAAAAAUCGAGUACGACCGUCUGAUCGCCUCGAUUGGUAAAAAGCAACCACCAGAGGCCGGCAUCAAGGUGCGUUGGCGGGGCGGUGGUAUAUCUCUGGCCCAGCGCAGGAACUUCAUCCAUCAGCUGCUGAAUCUCUCAGGAGAAACCCCGACUCUGCCCGUGGAGCUCAACCCCAAAGAGUUUCAAGGUUUUCAUCUGGCUCUGCUCAACAAGGGCCUGAAGCCUCAGAGCUUUAGGAAUCCCUACGACGUCCCUCGCAGCCACCUGCUGGACCACCUGAGCAGGAUGAGGAGAAAUCUGCUCAACACCAGCGUCUGUUCUCUCCGAGGGCAAGACUCAGACCAGCUCCACAGCGUGCCAAUCGCCCAAAUGGGCAACUACCAGGACUUCCUCAAAGCUGCUCCUCAGCCUCUUCGAGAUGCAGACCCCGAACAGCCCAAACGCCUGCACACGUUCGGAAACCCCUUCAAACUAGACAAGAAGGGUAUGAUGAUCGACGAGGCAGACGAGUUUGUGACGGGCCCUCAGAACAAAGGGAAGAGACCAGGAGACAGUAGCAACAUGCAGGGCGGAGGCCCCAAGAGACGGCGCUGCAUGUCGCCUCUGCUUCGUCUGGGCAGAGCUUACACGCCCCCAGUAUCGCCACCCGCCAGCCCUCGAGCUACAGCAGACAUGGACCUGAAUGACGGAGCACCUGAACCAGACCUGAUCAUCAACCACCUGAGUCAGAACCAUUACAGCUCAGACACUGGCUCGGACUCGGAGGUGGAUCAUCUGUCAGGGUCGACCAACCACCAAGAGAACCACACGGCCCUGGAACCCCAGGACCUCCUGCACGGAGACGGAGACGAGGACGAAGAGAACGGCCAGCCCCGGGUGGGGGAGCUGCCGCUGGUUAGCGAGGAGGAGGAGGGCAUGAACUUGCUGCUGAUGGAGGACCAGCCGCCUCGCUACCUGUCGCCCACAGCUCUGAAGAAGCACAUCCACGACGAGACGACGAAGGUCAACAAUGAGCUUAGGGUCCUCAUCACCAAGGAGAUCAGGAAACCUGGCAGACACUACGAGAAGAUCUUCCUCCUCCUGAAGCAGAUCCAGGGAACUCUGGACACUCGGCUCAUCUUCCUCCAGAACAUCAUCAAAGAGGCGGCCAGGUUCAAGAAGCGCGUUCUCAUCGAGCAGCUGGAAAACUUCCUGGAGGAGAUUCACACCAGAUCCCUGAACAUGAACCACGUGGACCCGCUCUGAGACGAAGCGAUCCCAAACUGGACUUAUUGAUAAUAAUGAACCCGAGGCCCCUUACCCCUCCCCUCCUCCCCCCCUGUGUCUUGGGGCACCUGCGGAGACGAGACAGCAUCCAGCUCUCAGAACUCUCCCCCCUCAGGUGGACUCUCUGUUGGUUUACACACAGUAUGAACUGUAGCAGCAGUGUUGACUCUGGAUGACGCAGGUGCAUUGUUCAGAUAUUAAAGGGGGGGGGGGGUCAUCUUUGUUGCUGCAGGUGAAGUGUUUGCCUAUGCAAUGGGAUGUUUGGCCUGUUGAACAUUCGGCCACGGUCGCUUUUCAGAACUGUGAAUUCAUCCUCAGGCGUUCCCUUUGAUUAUCCUCCUCCCCUCGAUCUGAUCGUUUUGUUUUUAAGCGACAAAUGAAAAAGAAAAGUCUCAAGUGGGGAAGAGGAGUAAAUGAGGAAUGUUUCCGCAGCGCACCACCCUGCCCCUGGAUAAGAUGUUCAAUCCUGAGUUCUCUGGCGUAAAAGUUACAGGCCAACAAAGAAGGAAUGGGUUCACGUGUGCACGUUUUCAUCCAACUCAGGGUCAGAUGGGAUCCAGCUGAGAAGUUCAAAUAAUUACUUUUCUCAUCAUCUUUUCAUUCGUUCACUUCUGUUUUCAGGUUUGGUUUUCUGGGUUUUGUGGGAGGAUGAGAGUCCGUCGUGUGCGACUGUUGAAUUCUAAUUUCCACACUCCGCUAACUGAAGCACUCCACUGCUGAGCUCUUAAACGGAAUUCAUAUUAUCGUGCUUCAAUUCAGAUCUCGACUUUGUCAACUGGUGGUUUAACUAAUAGAAUGACAAUUGAUAUUACUGAGGCAUAACAUGACAAUGAAUAAUAAUUUUUCUUCCUCCUGAGGGAAAAAAAAAAAACGAUCCGCUGCUUUCGUUGCAUUUGCAGGCGGUUAACUUAAAAAGUCGGAGGCUUUUGCGGCGCAGGUUCUCAGAGAGGGCAACACGGUAAAAAGUUAAAUAAUUGUAAAUGUUUGAACAACAUUAUUGGUAAUAAAUGUUGAAAUACAGGGACAAGAAGCUCAGGAACUGAUACUUAAUGCAUCACGAUCAGCAAUAACGUCGGAGCAACAUUAAUUCCUCCACUACCACCUAACUCUUACUGUAGUGUGAAACAGCUGAUGGGCAACAUCGACCGUCGUCCCCUGGAGUGUUGAUGAACCCGAGGUCUCGGAUGCCAGCUUGUCCCAAUGUGCUGGUCGCUGCCAAAUAAUGUUAACCCCCUAGCCCCCCCCCCCACCCGCUCCCUGAACCCGUCUCCCUGCCGUGAAUCUCAAACAGACUUCUUGUCACUUAACCGUGAAUGCACUUGUGUACAUUUGAGAAUGUUUAUUUAAUAUAAUUUGUUGCAGAAGAUUUUUUUUUUUCUCCUCCAACAAACUUCAGUCGGGGCUUUUCACUUUUCUCAAAUAUACACAAAUAAUCUGAACUAAGGUCAAGAGUCGAUUUCUGAUUCAGGGGGCCGCCCUUUUUCUGUCCCCCCCCCCCACCCCCCCCUCGGACAGGGACCAAAAUCUGCCAUACUUGUCUUUGUUUGUGAAGAGGCCGCUACCAAAAGAGUAUUUUGAAUACACUGUAAAGAUGUAAAUAACCCUAGAGUACUAUUUAAAGAGAAUGUCCUGCGUAAAAUGGCCUUUUUGUAAGUAUUUCCAUGAAUAAAGUUUCUAUUUUACACUGUGAAAGGCCAUGUAAAUAAAGUGUUAUGUAAA
Messenger RNA from Paralichthys olivaceus (Japanese flounder), 4735 nucleotides. It is a transcript of the gene ints6, whose product is annotated as integrator complex subunit 6. The record is from RefSeq and is a predicted model, not a curated record. Gene Ontology annotation, cellular component: integrator complex. Gene Ontology annotation, biological process: snRNA 3'-end processing. NCBI's taxonomy places the organism in Eukaryota, Metazoa, Chordata, Actinopteri, Pleuronectiformes, Paralichthyidae.